AUGGAGGGAAUUACCAACUCAGGCACUGCCUCACCCUCGUUGUCAAUGUUUUCACUGGCAGAUUCGAAUUCCGCCGAAACAGUCAGCACACCAGACACUCAGCGGUCACUCCUGUUCGAUGAUGAUGUGGUAGCAGACCCCCUUGAUAUCGCCGGCGGCGCUCCUUUCAUCAUGGUCAUCGGCGGGUUGGGUUACAUUGGCUCCCACACCGUUCUGGAGCUGCUCAAGGAGAACUACAAUGUUCUUGUCAUUGAUGAUCUUAGCAAUUCUUAUGAAAGCGUGCUGCAACGUAUCAAAGCAUUGGCUUUGGAACACUUCACAACCAUCGGGAAAAGCAUGCCUUCGUUGCAUUUCCGGCAACUUGACUACCGGAGUCCUUGCAUGCGGUCGGUACUUGCCAGCUAUUCGACAUAUUCGGUUGGCAAUAAGAUGCACAAACUCUCCGAGGAAGGUACUGGCGCGCUUUCUGCACGCUUCCCAUUUUCAGCUCUUCAGCGGACCGACUCAGGUAUAGACCUGGAACCGGAGGAUGCUCCCAACGCCGUUGUCCAACGCACAUCUCGGAUCUCAGGUGUGAUACACUUCGCUGCAUACAAGUCUGUGGAAGAGAGCAUCCGUAUGCCAUUGAAGUACUACAGCAAUAAUGUGUGCGGUAUGGUCGACUUCUUGGGCCUCCUGGAGGAGUUCGGGAUUAAGAACUUCGUCUUCUCCUCCUCCGCAACCGUUUACGGUGAAGGUGCCAACUGCGGGCUUCCUCUUCGUGAAGAACUUUGCGUGCAUCACCCGGAAACGUUCCACGACGACGAUGGAUCAGAAAGGCACGCAUCUCCCGGGGUCAUGGGCCUGACUUCCCCGUAUGGUCGAUCAAAGUUUAUGUGUGAAUCCAUUCUGGCGGACAUUGCGCGUUCAGACCCCUCUUGGUCAAUAACAGCGCUGAGAUACUUCAAUCCGGUUGGCUGCCAUGAAUCUGGAAUUCUUGGCGAAGAUCCUCGACAAAAGCCCAGCAAUCUCAUUCCAGUAGUCGCCACAGUUCUUACAGGCACUAAGCCAGUCCUGGAUAUCUUUGGUACUGAUUGGAGUACCCCCGAUGGCACAGCUGUUCGAGACUUCAUCCACGUUGUAGAUCUAGCCCAAGGUCACAUUGCUGCUUUGGCAGCAUCGGCAUCCGGUCGAAUCCAGGCUCCAUUCAGAGCUUACAACCUGGGUACCGGACGAGGCCAUACAGUUCGGGAGGUCGUACAGAGUUUAGAAACUGCUUCGGAAAGGAAGAUCCCAGUCCGGGAAACUGAUCGCAGGGCCGGUGAUGUAGGUUUCUGUGUAGCUGAGGUCCGGAGAGCAGAGACAGAGCUGCAGUGGAGAGCACGGAAAACACUCGCCGAUUGUUCGGUGGAUGUGUGGAACUUCACCAAGGCUAGAUGCAAUCCACAGACUUCUGAUGAGAUGAUCUGCUAG
Molecule: messenger RNA, 1452 nt
Organism: Aaosphaeria arxii CBS 175.79
Lineage: Eukaryota; Fungi; Ascomycota; Dothideomycetes; Pleosporales
Product: UDP-glucose 4-epimerase
Exons: 3
Coding region: 1-1452 (483 amino acids)
Biological process (GO): beta-D-galactose catabolic process via UDP-galactose, Leloir pathway
Cellular component (GO): cytosol
Molecular function (GO): UDP-glucose 4-epimerase activity
Source: RefSeq, a predicted model, not a curated record